UUUAUUCAUGUCAUUUGGGAUGGUUAGGAUUGGGUUGAUUGAGUCACGGGUUAGUCGGGUUCGGAUCAACCGAGUUGAGAGUUUAAUCAGGUUGCAGAUCAAUGAGGUUCGAGUUAGUCAGGAAGGGAGUUUAUCUGGUGCGGGUCAGUCAGAUUGCGGAUCGAACAGAUUGCCUGUCAUUGACUUUUUUCAAUUCAUACUGUGGUUAGGUUGAUGGUCGGGUUGACCAGACGAGUUACUCUGGUUCUCCAUUGAUACCUCUAAUUCUGUGGGACCUUAUUGUAAUAUUCCAAUAGCAUAGUAGUUAAUGAGAAAUGAGGAAAAGUUGGAAGCUAUCUCUUUUCUUCAUGCUCCUCUCCUGUCUCCUCUUCAUCGACUCAGUCUUCUCUCUCUCUCUCCUCUCUGUGUUUCUCUUGUCUCUCUCCCCAUACAGUGUUCUCUUGGGUUUUUCCAGAUUUAGAUCAUUCCAUUAAAGCUCCUCGAAAAUUGUCCGAAUCAGCCGAACCCCACGUCGUAUUCUUCGCUGAAAUUCCACCCUCUUCGACUCUUCCCCAUUUCAGCUCGCCUUCCUCAAAGUUUCUCCGUCCUCAUAUCACUUCCAUUUCUGUAUAUUCUCAUACAUACAACAAACAAAUAACUACAGCAAAGCUCUAGUUCCCCCAAUAAUACUAGAUGCAGGGGACCAGCGUAAAUGAAUCGGGCGGCUGUCAGCUGGCGGGCUUCUGGGUCGGGUCGUCGGGUUGAUUAAUGGAAGAAUAAUGCGGAGGUUACGGUGACGUGAUCUCGUGUGCCGUUUUGAUUGAUCUGUCUCGAGCUUUCAAAAGCGGCCGGCGGAAGGGCAUGCAUAGCAAAAAUGUUGUGCGCUUACGUGGCGGCGGAGGAAGGAGCUGAAUGAGCGAGAAAUAGAGGGAGGAAGAGAGGAAGUUGAGGGUGAUGGCGACGGCGGCGAAUCGGCUGGUGGUGAAGGUGAGGAGGGAUGUGAUUGAGAGUUGCAUGACGUGUACUAUCUGCAACAGGCUCUUCAGAGACGCCACCACCAUCUCCGAGUGUCUUCAUACCUUUUGUAGAAAGUGCAUAUACAAAAGGAUAUCCGAUGACGGGUUGGAAUCAUGUCCAAUCUGCAACAUUGAUCUGGGCUGUGUGGCGCUGGAGAAACUGAGGGCGGAUCACAAUAUGCAAGAUGUAAGAUCAAAGAUCUUUCCAUUCAAGAGAAUAAAGGUUGAGGCACCUGAUCACAUUACACCUGAAGUAUCACCUGAUGUUACUUCUGAAGUUUCACCAAUGGUUCCAUUACCAGUUAGAAGAAAGGAGAGAUCGCUCUCAUCAUUAGUAGUCAAUGCUCCAAAAGUGUCGACACAGAAUACAACAACUGGAAGAAGAACCAAACUUGCUCCAAGAAAAAGUAGUUCUGCUACAAGGAGCUGCAGUGUUCCCUCAGAUCAUAAACCCAUCACGAAGGACGGUGAUCACAUUGUGGAAGAUUUCCCUGAGAGUUCAAGUUCACGAGAAACUGAUAAGAAAUUCAACAAAAAUGGAAGAAAGAGUUCAUCAGCUGAGCCAAGCCAAUCUGCUUCUAAUGCCGAGGCACCAAAUAUUGGUGAUGAACCAUUGGAUGGGAAAUCUGAUCUCUGGCAACCUUUAAAUUUUUUGGUAGAAGUUGCAAGUAUUACCAAGUCUUACAAGUGUAAUAAUAAUUCACAGCUUCCUGAUGUUAAAUCAGAAUCUAUUCAUCUCCCUGAAAGUGAACUUUCAGUUAGGAAAUCCAAAUAUAGGGAAAAUAAGGACAAGUCAAAUGUUGACAGCGAGAAGAUCCAGAUCUAUUCUGAUUCCCAGGAGCCGGAAGAACCAAAGAAACAGCGCAGGAUUCGCCGAAGAAAGCCAGCUGCGAAGGAUUCUGGUAUCUCUUCCCAAGAUGUCCUUGAUGCAUCAAGUUCAAAGCAAGAGAGCAGGGUCACUCCUGUUUGGUUCUCACUGGUUGCUUCUAGUGAACAGGAAGGAGAUGCAUCUUUGCCACAAAUCUCAGCAAACUACUUACGGAUUAAUGAUGGAAGUAUACCGGUUUCAUUCAUCCACAAGUACCUUAAGAGGAAACUAGACCUCCAUAGCGAGGAAGAGAUUGAGAUAAAAUGUAUGGGACAACCAGUCGUCCCAACGUUGCAACUCCGCAAUCUAGUUGACCAGUGGAUCCAGAAAGAAUCAACAUCAGAAAGAGCCGCGGCCAGGGUUGGUUCGUCGGCCAAGGAGUUCGUUAUGGUUCUCGCAUAUGCUCGAAGGGAAUCAAACCGCAGCAAUCACCCACCCUUUGGUUGAUUGCACCAUACACAUACGGAACUGGGUUUUCCCCCCUAACAGUCGGGCAACAACACCAUAUAAUAUACAGCAGAAGUGAGGGCUCAACGAGUUAGUCACCGGCACAACACACCACAAUACCACAUACAGCUAGUUGUCUUUGUUUACAUAGUGAGCAUGAUGACAUUUUCGUUUCUGAUUCUUUUACACUUGGGAAACAUUUUCCGUUCACUUUCCAAGGGAAUGUAAGAUGGCCAAUCUGGCGAUUCAUAGUACUGUUGAUAGACAGAACGUGGCGGGGACUCCGAGGAAUCUAUCCCAUGGUACUUUGAAACAGGCUACGUGGAAUCUCGCAGUCGGCCGGGGAUUCUUUCUACGCGUUGGUGACACGUUCACCUUGUUGACCGAGUGGAUGACAACUAUGUUCGUUUUCGUCAUACUCAGACAACUCAUUGAAUCAAACAAUUGUUAUUAGUUGGCGAUUUGCAGAUGGGGGUGACGUUAAUUUUCAGGAAAUAUCUGAAUUCUGUUGCUUUCGUUACGUUGGGG
Linum tenue is the source of this 2838-nucleotide messenger RNA. NCBI's taxonomy places the organism in Eukaryota, Viridiplantae, Streptophyta, Magnoliopsida, Malpighiales, Linaceae. The record is from the annotation of a GenBank genome assembly.